Linum trigynum is the source of this 1563-nucleotide messenger RNA. The record is from the annotation of a GenBank genome assembly. Lineage: Eukaryota; Viridiplantae; Streptophyta; Magnoliopsida; Malpighiales; Linaceae.
CCGAGGGAAACACAGGAAGAAAUGACAAACGCGAUGAGGUCAUCAAGACCAGUAGUAGCACUGGGUCAGAGUCUAUCCAAUCUAAUCCCCAGGCCACUAUUGGCCCAUCCCGUCUCUGUCUUAACUCGCCCCCAAUCUCAGCCAUUACUCUCUCUCUCGCCCACAAACCUUCAGCUCAACAGCACCAGAGGGGAGAGACUUCUGAAUCUUCCGACUCCUCCUGCAGCACGCUUCCGCCAUGGCGUUCCCAGUCGUUGACGCCGAUUACCUCAAGGAGAUCGACAAGGCCCGCCGCGAUCUCCGCGCUCUCAUCGCCUACAAGAACUGCGCCCCGAUAAUGCUCCGUCUGGCGUGGCACGACGCCGGGACGUACGAUAAGAGCACCAAGACCGGCGGCCCGAAUGGCUCCAUAAGGAACGAUGAGGAGUUGGCUCACGGUGCCAAUAGCGGCCUGAAAAUCGCCCUUAGUUUCUGUGAGGAAGUGAAGGCCAAGCGUCCGAAGAUUACUUACGCCGACCUGUUUCAGCUUGCUGGUGUUGUUGCAGUUGAGGUAACUGGAGGUCCAACCAUUGACUUUGUCCCCGGUAGGAAGGAUUCAAAAGUUUCCCCCAAGGAAGGGCGACUUCCGGAUGCCAAACAAGGCUCGCCGCAUUUGAAGGAUGUAUUCUACAGGAUGGGUCUCUCUGACAAGGAAAUUGUGGCACUAUCAGGUGGCCAUACUCUGGGAAGGGCACAUCCAGAGAGGUCAGGCUUCGAUGGCCCUUGGACCAAGGAUCCUUUGAAGUUUGAUAACUCAUACUUCGUGGAGCUGCUGAAGGGUGAGACUGAAGGACUAUUGAAACUUCCAACUGACAAUGCCUUGUUGGAUGAUCCUGCUUUCCGUCCCUUUGUUGAGCUCUAUGCAAAGGACGAGGAUGCUUUCUUCAAGGACUAUGCAGCGGCACACAAGAGACUCUCCGAACUGGGCUUCACCCCAGCCUCCUCGGCUUCCAAGGCAACGGCCAAAGACGGCACCGUUCUGGCCCAAAGCGCCGUCGGAGUAGUUGUUGCUGCUGCAGUGGUGAUCUUGAGCUACCUGUACGAAGUCCGCAAGAGAGGCUGAUAAUAAUAAAAUAAGUAGACCGACCGACCGACCGACCAGCUAGAACUUUUCUUUACCUGAUAUGUGACUCUAAUAAACUGCGUAUUCUCUCCGGUAGCAUCAUAUUCAAGCCCCAAGUUGAAUUGAAUGCAAUGCACUUUGGGUUUUCAACUGUCUUUGUAUAAAUAAAUAUCCAGAACCAGAAAGAACAACGUAACUGGCAAGCAGAAUCACAACUCGGAGCGCGCGUGUAUCUGUCAAUGCCACUACCUAAUUCCCAUGUGGCGUGGGUGAAACCGCAACUCCCUCUGUCUCUGUGUAGGCUGUAGAUUGCAGGACCGCGCAUUACCUGCCUUGUUUAGCAUGCUGUUGCAGUCGGAUGGUGCCGUUUGUGAUCUCAUCAUGCUUUGCUUGCAUUAUUAUAUUUGUAAAAAUGCUUCUCAGAUUCUCAACAAAGAAAAUAAUAAAAGUGUAUUCGAGUA